GCGCUCCCCCAGCCCGCGGCCCUGGCUCCUGUCCUCACUUCCUUCCCUUUUUGGCUCCGGCGCUCGGAGCGGGCGGACGUAGGGGAGAGCGGAAAGGGCGGGAGGGCCGGAGCCGGCGGGGGAGCCGGGGGGUGCGGAAAAGCCGGGGAGGGGACUCGGCCGGGGACCGGAGACCGACGGGAACAGCGGCCCGGGACCCGCGCAGUCCCCACCCGUCCCGAGCAGGCGCCCCCAUGGCCCGACCCUGCUGACGCCUCGGCCAUGCUCCCGCGGCCCCUGCGGCUGCUUUGGGACACGAGCCCCCCCGGGGGAGUGGUGCUGAGCAGCUUCCGGAGCCGAGACCCCGAAGAGGGUGGGGGCCCAAGUGGCCGGGGCGUGGGCGAGGGGCAGGAGGAAGAGGAGGAGGAAGAAGACGAGGCCCCUGUGUCUGUCCGGGAUGAGGAAGAGGAUGGUGCCACCUUUACUGUCACAAGCCGCCAGUAUCGGUCUCUUGAUCCCCUGGCCCCGACACCGCCCCCGCGUUCCUCCCGAAGGCUCCGAGCUGGCACCCUGGAGGCUCUGGUCAGACACCUGCUGGAUGUCCGGACAUCAGGGGCUGAUGUGACCUUCACAGCAACCUUCCUGGCCACCCACCGGGCCUUCACCUCCACGCCUGCUCUGCUCGGGCUUAUGGCUGACAGGCUGGAAGCCCUGGAGUCUCAUCCUGCUGAUGAACUAGAGAGGACAAAAGGGGUAGCCAUCUCUGUGCUGUCAACCUGGCUGGCCUCUCACCCUGAGGAUUUUGGCUCUGAGGUCAAGGGUCAGCUUGACCGGCUUGAGAGCUUCUUGCUUCGGACAGGGUAUGCAGCAGGGGAGGGUGUUGGGGGGGACAGCGCUGACCUCAUCCGAAACCUCAGGUCCCGGGUGGACCCCCAGGCCCCCGACCUUCCUAAGCCCCUGGCCCUCCCCGGCGAUCCCCCUGCUGACCCCACGGAUGUCCUGGUGUUCCUCGCUGACCACUUGGCCGAACAGCUGACCCUGCUCGAUGCGGAGCUGUUUCUCAAUCUGGUUCCCUCUCAGUGCCUGGGGGGCCUAUGGGGUCACAGAGACCGGCCAGGACAUUCUCACCUCUGCCCAUCUGUGCGAGCUACCGUCACACAGUUCAACAAGGUGGCAGGGGCAGUGGUCAGCUCUGUCCUGGGGGCCAUCUCAACUGGAGAGGAGCCUGGGGAGGUGACCAUACGGCCACUGCGUCCGCCCCAGCGGGCCCGGCUUCUGGAGAAGUGGAUCCGAGUGGCAGAGGAGUGUCGUGUACUCAGGAACUUCUCUUCCGUGUAUGCCGUGGUGUCGGCCCUGCAGUCCAGCCCCAUCCACAGGCUUCGGGCAGCCUGGGGGGAAGCAGCCAGGGACAGCCUCAGGGUCUUCUCCAGCCUCUGCCAGAUUUUCUCCGAGGAGGAUAAUUAUUCCCAGAGCCGGGAGCUGCUCCUGCGGGAGGUGAAAGUGCAGCCCUCUCUGGAGCCAAAUUCCAAGAAGGCCCCGAAGCCUGGCUCCCGGGGUGGGGGUGUGGUCCCAUACCUUGGCACCUUCUUGAAGGACCUGGUGAUGCUGGAUGCAGCCUCCAAGGAUGAGCUUGAGAAUGGAUACAUCAAUUUUGACAAGCGGAGGAAGGAGUUUGCUGUCCUUUCUGAGCUGCAGCGGCUCCAGAAUGAAUGUCGUGGCUAUGACCUCCGACCCGACCCUGACAUCCAGCAGUGGUUACAGGGGCUCCGGCCACUGACAGAGGCCCAGAGCCAUCGAGUGUCCUGCGAGGUGGAGCCACCUGGUACUGGUGACCCUCCUGCCCCUCGAGUGCUUCGGCCUACGCUGGUCAUCUCGCAGUGGACAGAGGUUCUUGGCUCUGUUGGGGGUCCCACCCCGCUUGUCUCCUGGGACCGGCCCAAUGUUGGGGGAGAUGAGGUGUCUGGAAACCCUGCUCCUCUGUUGACUCGCCUGGCCCAGCACAUGAAGUGGCCAUCUGUGUCAUCUCUGGACUCCGCCCUGGAAAGCACUCCAUCCCUGCACAGUCCGGCGGGCCCCAGCCACCUCUCCCCGCCAGCAUCCUCUCCUAGGCCUUCUCGAGGUCACCGCCGUUCAGCUUCCUGUGGUUCCCCACUCAGUGGGGGUGCAGAAGGGGCCUCCAGGGGGCCUGCAUCCGGGGGAGGGGGCUCGGGGCCGGGGGCUUCUGAUUGUCGAAUAAUCCGAGUCCAGAUGGAGCUGGGGGAAGAUGGCAGUGUCUACAAGAGCAUCUUGGUGACAAGCCAGGACAAGGCUCCAAGUAUCAUCAGUCGUGUCCUUAAGAAAAACAAUCGUGAUUCUGCAGUGGCUUCGGAGUAUGAGCUAGUGCAGCUGCUGCCAGGGGAGCGAGAGCUGUCCAUCCCACCCUCCGCCAAUGUCUUCUAUGCUAUGGACAGAGCUUCACACGAUUUCCUCCUGCGGCAGCGGCGAAGGUCCUCUACUGCUACACCUGGCCUUGCCAGCGGCCCCUCUGCCUCAGGAACUCCCCCGAGUGAGGGAGGAGGGGGUUCCUUUCCCAGGAUCAAGGCCACAGGACGCAAGAUAGCCCGGGCACUGUUCUGAGGAGGAAGCUCUUGGCUCACAGAACUCUUGAUGACCACACCAGAUGUGGUAGCCAUGCUGAAUGGUGGCAGUUACAUUGCAUUGGGAAGAAACCCAGAAAGGUGGCCGACUACCCUGGGGCAGUGAAGUGCCACUGGUUUGUCAGACAGCCGAGAUCCCGCCCUGUGGGAACUGGUAAUGAAGUUGGAUACCUGUAUAACCCCCUUUUCCAUGAAUGUAGCACGUGGCCAUGCCAUAGCAUGCCAAGGGCCAAGAGAAGGCCUAAAAGGGGAGAAGAAAGACCUAGAGGCUCUGAGUCCCAGGAAGAGAGGAUGGCAAGAAGUAGGUUCCUGUUCUGGGGGUUCCUGUCACUGUGACAACACUAAUAAACCAAACACUACCUGAAUUCUA
Eptesicus fuscus (big brown bat) is the source of this 2985-nucleotide messenger RNA. RefSeq names its product ral guanine nucleotide dissociation stimulator like 2 (gene RGL2). Gene Ontology annotation, biological process: positive regulation of GTPase activity; Ras protein signal transduction. Gene Ontology annotation, cellular component: plasma membrane. The transcript is spliced from 18 exons. The coding region runs from base 262 to 2595 and encodes 777 amino acids. NCBI's taxonomy places the organism in Eukaryota, Metazoa, Chordata, Mammalia, Chiroptera, Vespertilionidae. The record is from RefSeq and is a predicted model, not a curated record. Gene Ontology annotation, molecular function: guanyl-nucleotide exchange factor activity.